Messenger RNA from Ctenopharyngodon idella (grass carp), 13118 nucleotides. Its product is annotated as mucin-2-like. Bases 73 to 11868 code for a protein of 3931 amino acids. The transcript has 12 exons. NCBI's taxonomy places the organism in Eukaryota, Metazoa, Chordata, Actinopteri, Cypriniformes, Xenocyprididae. The record is from RefSeq and is a predicted model, not a curated record.
CACCACUUUACCUAAGUUAAUCAAGGGACUAACAGCUUAACCUGGGUGUAUGAUAUAACAUUCAGAUAAGUAAUGGAUUGGGUGAGCUAUUUGUCAGCUACCAAGAUGAGCAGAAAAGCACUGUUCUUUAUAGUGUUAAGUUUAGUAUGUCGUAGUGCUAUUGCUCAAACAUCAACAGACACUACAACCACUGAAACUUCAACAACUCCAACAUCAGUAGAUGCUACAACCACUGAAACUGCAACAACUCCAACAUCAGCGGACACUACAACCACUGAAACUCCAACAACUCCAACAUCAGUAGAUGCUACAACCACUGAAACUGCAACAACUCAAACAUCAGCGGACACGACAACCACUGAAACUGCAACAACUCAAACAGCGGAUACUACAACCACUGAAACUGCAACAACUCAAACAUCAGCGGACACUACAACCACUGAAACUGCAACAACUCAAACGGCGGAUACGACAACAACUGAAACUGCAACAACUCAAACAUCAGCAGACACUACAACUACUGAAAGUGCAACAACUCAAACAUCAGCAGACACUACAACUACUGAAACUGCAACAACUCAAACAUCAGCAGACACUACAACCACUGAAACUGCAACAACUCAAACAUCAGCAGACACUACAACUACUGAAAGUGCAACAACUCAAACAUCAGCAGACACUACAACCACUGAAACUGCAACAACUCAAACAUCAGCAGACGCUACAACUACUGAAAGUGCAACAACUCAAACAUCAGAAGACACUACAACCACUGAAAGUGCAACAACUCAAACAUCAGCAGACACUACAACUACUGAAACUGCAACAACUCAAACAUCAGCAGACACUACAACUACUGAAAGUGCAACAACUCAAACAUCAGCAGACACUACAACCACUGAAAGUGCAACAACUCAAACAUCAGCAGACGCUACAACUACUGAAAGUGCAACAACUCAAACAUCAGAAGACACUACAACCACUGAAAGUGCAACAACUCAAACAUCAGCAGACACUACAACUACUGAAUCCGCAACAACUCAAACAUCAGCAGACACUACAACUACUGAAUCCGCAACAACUCAAAAAUCAGCAGACACUACAACUACUGAAAGUGCAACAACUCAAACAUCAGCAGACACCACAACUACUGAAAGUGCAACAACGCAAACAUCAGCAGACACUACAACUACUGAAAGUGCAACAACUCAAACAUCAGAAGACACUGCAACCACGGAAACUGCAACAACUCAAACAUCAGAAGACACUACAACUACUGAAGGUGCAACAACGCAAACAUCAGCAGACACUACAACCACUGAAAGUGCAACAACUCAAACAUCAGAAGACACUGCAACCACGGAAACUGCAACAACUCAAACAUCAGAAGACACUACAACUACUGAAGGUGCAACAACGCAAACAUCAGCAGACACUGCAACCACGGAAACUGCAACAACUCAAACAUCAGAAGACACUACAACCACUGAAAUUGCAACAACUGAAACAUCAGCAGACACUACAACUACUGAAGGUGCAACAACUCAAACAUCAGCAGACACUACAACUACUGAAAGUGCAACAACUCAAACAUCAGCAGACACUACAACCACUGAAAGUGCAACAACUCAAACAUCAGCUGACACUACAACUACUGAAACUGCAACAACUCAAACAUCAGCAGACACUACAACCACUGAAGGUGCAACAACUCAAACAGCAGCAGACACUACAACUACUGAAACUGCAACAACUCAAACAUCAGCGGACACUACAACCACUGAAAGUAAAACAACUCAAACAUCAGCAGACACUACAACUACUGAAUUCGCAACAACUCAAACAUCAGCGGACACUACAACUACUGAAAGUGCAACAACUCAAACAUCAGCAGACACUACAACUACUGAAUCCGCAACAACUCAAACAUCACCGGACACUACAACCACUGAGACUGCAACAACUCAAACAUCAGCAGACACUACAACUACUGAAUUCGCAACAACUCAAACAUCAGCGGACACUACAACUACUGAAAGUGCAACAACUCAAACAUCAGCAGACACUACAACUACUGAAUCCGCAACAACUCAAACAUCACCGGACACUACAACCACUGAGACUGCAACAACUCAAACAUCAGCAGACACUACAACUACUGAAUUCGCAACAACUCAAACAUCAGCGGACACUACAACUACUGAAAGUGCAACAACUCAAACAUCAGCAGACACUACAACUACUGAAUCCGCAACAACUCAAACAUCACCGGACACUACAACCACUGAGACUGCAACAACUCAAACAUCAGCAGACACUACAACUACUGAAUUCGCAACAACUCAAACAUCAGCGGACACUACAACUACUGAAACUGCAACAACUCAAACAUCAGCAGACACUACAACUACUGAAAGUGCAACAACUCAAACAUCAGCAGACACUACAACUACUGAAAGUGCAACAACUCAAACAUCACCGGACACUACAACGACUGAAUCCGCAACAACUCAAACAUCAGCAGACACUACAACUACUGAAAGUGCAACAACUCACACAUCACCGGACACUACAACAACUGAAUCCGCAACAACUCAAACAUCAGCAGACACUACAACUACUGAAAUUGUAACAACUCAAACAUCAGCAGACACUACAACUACUGAAGGUGCAACAACUCAAAUAUCACCGGACACUACAAUCACUGAAUCCGCAACAACUCAAACAUCAGCAGACACUACAACUACUGAAAGUGCAACAACUCAAACAUCAGCGGACACUACAACUACUGAAAGUGCAACAACUCAAACAUCACCAGAAACUACAACGACUGAAUCCGCAACAACUCAAACAUCAGCAGACACUACAACUACUGAAAGUGCAACAACUCAAACAUCAGCAGACACUACAACUACUGAAAUUGUAACAACUCAAACAUCAGCAGACACUACAACUACUGAAGGUGCAACAACUCAAACAUCGGCAGACACUACAACCACUGAAACUGCAACAACUCAAACAUCAGCAGACACUACAACUACUGAAAGUGCAACAACUCAAACAUCAGCAGACACUACAACCACUGAAACUGCAACAACUCAAACAUCAGCAGACACUACAACUACUGAAGGUGCAACAACUCAAACAUCAGCAGACACUACAACUACUGAAAGUGCAACAACUCAAACAUCAGCAGACACUAAAACCACUGAAUCUGCAACAACUCAAACAUCAGCAGACACUACAACUACUGAAACUGCAACAACUCAAACAUCAGCAGACACUACAACUGCUGAAGGUGCAACAACUCAAACAUCAGCAGACACUACAAUCACUGAAUCCACAACAACUCAAAUAUCAGCAGACAUUAAAACUACUGAAAGUGCAACAACUCAAACAUCACCGGACACUACAACUACUGAAUCUGCAACAACUCAAACAUCAGCAGACACUACAACUACUGAAACUGCAACAACUCAAACAUCAGCAGACACUACAACCACUGAAACUGCAACAACUCAAACAUCAGCAGACACUACAACUACUGAAAGUGCAACAACUCAAACAUCAGCGGACACUACAGUCUCUGAAUCCGCAACAACUCAAACAUCAGCAGACACUACAACUCCUGAAAGUGCAACAACUCAAACAUCAGCAGACACUACAACUACUGAAGGUGCAACAACUCAAACAUCAGCAGACACUACUACUACUGAAGGUGCAACAACUCAAACAUCGGCAGACACUACAAACACUGAAACUGCAACAACUCAAACAUCAGCAGACACUACAACUACUGAAAGUGCAACAACUCAAACAUCAGCAGACACUACAACCACUGAAACUGCAACAACUCAAACAUCAGCAGACACUACAACUACUGAAGGUGCAACAACUCAAACAUCAGCAGACACUACAACUACUGAAAGUGCAACAACUCAAACAUCAGCAGACACUACAACUACUGAAAUUGUAACAACUCAAACAUCAGCAGGCACUAAAACUACUGAAGGUGCAACAACUCAAACAUCGGCAGACACUACAACCACUGAAACUGCAACAACUCAAACAUCAGCAGACACUACAACUACUGAAAGUGCAACAACUCAAACAUCAGCAGACACUACAACCACUGAAACUGCAACAACUCAAACAUCAGCAGACACUACAACUACUGAAAGUGCAACAACUCAAACAUCAGCGGACACUACAGUCUCUGAAUCCGCAACAACUCAAAUAUCAGUAGACACUACAACUCCUGAAAGUGCAACAACUCAAACAUCAGCAGACACUACAACCACUGAAAUUGCAUCAACUCAAACAUCACCGGACACUACAACCACUGAAUCUGCAACAACUCAAACAUCAGCAGACACUACAACUCCUGAAAGUGCAACAACUCAAACAUCAGCAGACACUACAACUACUGAAGUUGCAACAACUCAAACAUCAGCAGACACUACAACCAUUGAAACUGCAACAACUCAAACAUCAGCAGACACUACAACUCCUGAAAGUGCAACAACUCAAACAUCAGCAGACACUACAACUACUGAAUCCGCAACAACUCAAACAUCAGCAGACACUACAACUACUGAAUCUGCAACAACUAAAACAUCAGCAGACACUACAACUCCGGAAAUCGCAACAACUCAAACAUCAGCAGACACUACAACUACUGAAAGUGCAACAACUCAAACAUCAGCGGACACUACAACCAUUGAAACUGCAACAACUCAAACAUCAACAGACACUUCAACCACUGAAAAUGCAACAACUCAAACAUCAACAGACACUACAACUACUGAAAGUGCAACAACUCAAACAUCAGCAGACACUACAACUACUGAAACUGCAACAACUCAAACAUCAACAGACACUACAACUACUGAAACUGCAACAACUCAAACAUCAGCAGACACUACAACCAUUGAAACUGCAACAACUCAAACAUCAACAGACACUUCAACCACUGAAACUGCAACAACUCAAACAUCAACAGACACUACAACCACUGAAUCCACAACAACUCAAACAUCAGCAGACACUACAACUACUGAAAGUGCAACAACUCAAACAUCAGCAGACACUACAACUACUGAAAGUGCAACAACUCACACAUCACCGGACACUACAACGACUGAAUCCGCAACAACUCAAACAUCAGCAGACACUACAACUACUGAAAGUGCAACAACUCAAACAUCAGCAGACACUACAACCACUGAAACUGCAACAACUCCAACAUCAGUAGAUGCUACAACCACUGAAACUGCAACAACUCAAACAUCAGUGGAAACUACACCCACUGAAACUACAACAACUCAAACAUCAGCAGACACUACAACCACUGAAACUGCAACAACUCAAACAUCACCGGACACGACAACCACUGAAUCUGCAACAACUCAAACAUCAGCAGACACUACAACUCCUGAAAGUGCAACAACUCAAACAUCAGCAGACACUACAACUACUGAAGUUGCAACAACUCAAACAUCAGCAGACACUACAACCAUUGAAACUGCAACAACUCAAACAUCAGCAGACACUACAACUCCUGAAGUUGCAACAACUCAAACAUCAGCAGACACUACAACCAUUGAAACUGCAACAACUCAAACAUCAGCAGACACUACAACUCCUGAAAGUGCAACAACUCAAACAUCAGCAGACACUACAACUACUGAAUCCGCAACAACUCAAACAUCAGCAGACACUACAACUACUGAAUCUGCAACAACUCAAACAUCAGCAGACACUACAACUACUGAAAGUGCAACAACUCAAACAUCAGCGGACACUACAACCAUUGAAACUGCAACAACUCAAACAUCAACAGACACUUCAACCACUGAAAAUGCAACAACUCAAACAUCAACAGACACUACAACUACUGAAACUGCAACAACUCAAACAUCAGCAGACACUACAACUACUGAAAGUGCAACAACUCAAACAUCAGCAGACACUACAACUACUGAAAGUGCAACAACUCAAACAUCAGCAGACACUACAACUACUGAAACUGCAACAACUCAAACAUCAGCAGACACUACAACCAUUGAAACUGCAACAACUCAAACAUCAACAGACACUUCAACCACUGAAACUGCAACAACUCAAACAUCAACAGACACUACAACCACUGAAUCCACAACAACUCAAACAUCAGCAGACACUACAACUACUGAAACUGCAACAACUCAAACAUCAGCAGACACUACAACUACUGAAAGUGCAACAACUCACACAUCACCGGACACUACAAUGACUGAAUCCGCAACAACUCAAACAUCAGCAGACACUACAACUACUGAAAGUGCAACAACUCAAACAUCAGCAGACACUAAAACCACUGAAUCCGCAACAACUCAAACAUCAGCAGACACUGCAACUACUGAAAGUGCAACAACUCAAACAUCAGCAGACACUACAACCACUGAAACUGCAACAACUCCAACAUCAGUAGAUGCUACAACCACUGAAACUGCAACAACUCAAACAUCAGUGGAAACUACACCCACUGAAACUACAACAACUCAAACAUCAGCAGACACUACAACUACUGAAACUGCAACAACUCAAACAUUAGCGGACACUACAACCACUGAAAGUGCAACAACUCACACAUCACCGGACACUACAACGACUGAAUCCGCAACAACUCAAACAUCAACGGACAUUACAACCACUGAAAGCUCAACAACUCAAACAUCAGCAGACACUACAACUACUGAAAGUGCAACAACUCAAACAUCAACGGACAUUACAACUACUGAAAUUUCAACAACUCAAACAUCAGCAGACACUAUAACCACUGAAUCUGCAACAACUCAAACAUCAGCGGACACUACAACCACUGAAUCUGCAACAACUCAAACAUCAGCGGACACUACAACUACUGAAACCUCAACAACUCAAACAUCAACGGACACUACAACUACUGAAAUUUCAACAACUCAAACAUCAGCAGACACUAUAACCACUGAAUCUGCAACAACUCAAACAUCAGCGGACACUACAACCACUGAAUCUGCAACAACUCAAACAUCAGCAGACACUACAACUACUGAAAUUUCAACAACUCAAACAUCAGCAGACACUAUAACCACUGAAUCUGCAACAACUCAAACAUCAGCGGACACUACAACCACUGAAUCUGCAACAACUCAAACAUCAGCGGACACUACAACACCUGAACCUGCAACAACUCAAACAUCAACAGGCAUUACAACUACUGAACCUGCAACAACUCAAACAUCAGCAGACACUAUAACCACUGAAUCUGCAACAACUCAAAUAUCAGCGGACACUACAACCACUGAUUCUGCAACAACUCAAACAUCAGCGGACACUACAACCACUGAAUCUGCAACAACUCAAACAUCAGCGGACACUACAACCACUGAAUCUGCAACAACUCAAACAUCAGCGGACACUACAACACCUGAACCUGCAACAACUCAAACAUCAACAGGCAUUACAACUACUGAACCUGCAACAACUCAAACAUCAGCAGACACUACAACCACUGAAUCUGCAACAACUCAAACAUCAGCGGACACUACAACCACUGAAUCUGCAACAACUCAAACAUCAGCGGACACUACAACACCUGAACCUGCAACAACUCAAACAUCAACAGACACUACAACCACUGAAUCUGCAACAACUCAAACAUCAGCGGACACUACAACCACUGAAUCUGCAACAACUCAAACAUCAGCGGACACUACAACUACUGAAACCUCAACAACUCAAACAUCAACGGACAUUACAACUACUGAAAUUUCAACAACUCAAACAUCAGCAGACACUAUAACCACUGAAUCUGCAACAACUCAAACAUCAGCGGACACUACAACCACUGAAUCUGCAACAACUCAAACAUCAGCGGACACUACAACACCUGAACCUGCAACAACACAAACAUCAACAGGCAUUACAACUACUGAACCUGCAACAACUCAAACAUCAGCAGACACUACAACCACUGAUUCUGCAACAACUCAAACAUCAGCGGACACUACAACCACUGAAUCUGCAACAACUCAAACAUCAGCGGACACUACAACACCUGAACCUGCAACAACUCAAACAUCAACAGGCAUUACAACUACUGAACCUGCAACAACUCAAACAUCAACGGACACUACAACUACAGACACUACAGAUACAACUACCCCUUUUACAGCAACAACAACAACACAGCUUACAUCUACAACUGAAACAACGGUCACAACUCCUAUAACAUCUACAACAGAAAAUACAGCUACAACUUCUUCCCCUCUUACAGCAACCACAACACAACUUACAUCUACAGCUGAACCAACAACCACAACUCCACUAACAUCUACAACAGAAAAUACAGCUACAACUUCUUCCCCUCUUACAGCAACAGCAACACAACUUACAUCUACAGCUGAACCAACAACCACAACUCCACUAACAUCUACAACAGAAAAUACAGCUACAACUUCUUCCCCUCUUACAGCAACGACAACACAGCUUACAUCUACAACUGAAACAACAACCACAACUCCACUAACAUCUACAACAGAAAAUACAGCUACAACUUCUUCCCCUCUUACAGCAACGACAACACAACUUACAUCUACAAUUGAACCAACAACUUCAUUAAUAUCUACAACAGAACAUACAGCUACAACUUCUUCCCCUCUUACAGCAACAACAACACAACUUACAUCUACAGCUGAACCAACAACCACAACUCCACUAACAUCUACAACAGAAAAUACAGCUACAACUUCUUCCCCUCUUACAGCAACGACAACACAACUUACAUCUACAGCUGAACCAACAACCACAACUCCACUAACAUCUACAACAGAAAAUACAGCUACAACUUCUUCCCCUCUUACAGCAACGACAACACAACUUACAUCUACAAUUGAACCAACAUCUACAACAGAACAUACAGCUACAACUUCUUCCCCUUAUACAGCAACAGCAACACAACUUACAUCUACAACUGAAACAACAACCACAACUCCAUUAACAUCUACAACACAAAAUACAUCUACUACUUCCUCCCCUCUUACAGCAACGACAACACAACUUACAUCUACAAUUGAACCAACAACUCCACUAACAUCUACAACAGAAAAUACAGCUACAACUUCUUCCCCUCUUACAGCAACGACAACACAACUUACAUCUACAAUUGAACCAACAACUUCAUUAAUAUCUACAACAGAACAUACAGCUACAACUUCUUCCCCUCUUACAGCAACAACAACACAACUUACAUCUACAGCUGAACCAACAACCACAACUCCACUAACAUCUACAACAGAAAAUACAGCUACAACUUCUUCCCCUCUUACAGCAACGACAACACAACUUACAUCUACAGCUGAACCAACAACCACAACUCCACUAACAUCUACAACAGAAAAUACAGCUACAACUUCUUCCCCUCUUACAGCAACGACAACACAACUUACAUCUACAAUUGAACCAACAUCUACAACAGAACAUACAGCUACAACUUCUUCCCCUUAUACAGCAACAGCAACACAACUUACAUCUACAACUGAAACAACAACCACAACUCCAUUAACAUCUACAACACAAAAUACAUCUACUACUUCCUCCCCUCUUACAGCAACGACAACACAACUUACAUCUACAAUUGAACCAACAACUCCAUUAACAUCUACAACAGAACAUACAGCUACAACUUCUUCCCCUCUUACUACAACAACACAACUUACAUCUACAAUUGAACCAACAUCUACAACAGAACAUACAGCUACAACUUCUUCCCCUUAUACAGCAACAGCAACACAACUUACAUCUACAACUGAAACAACAACCACAACUCCAUUAACAUCUACAACACAAAAUACAUCUACUACUUCCUCCCCUCUUACAGCAACGACAACACAACUUACAUCUACAAUUGAACCAACAACUCCAUUAACAUCUACAACAGAACAUACAGCUACAACUUCUUCCCCUCUUACUACAACAACACAACUUACAUCUACAACUGAACCAAUGACCACAACUCUUAUAAACUCUGCAGUUCUUGUUAGCUUUUCCAGCAAUGAAAUAUUUAUAGAUGAACUGUCAAAUUCAUCCUCAGAAGCAUUUAAAAACAGAAAAGACAAAGUCAUAAAUGAGAUUGGACAAAUCUUUAAAACGACAUUCAGUGACUCCUUCGUUAACUUGACUGUUAUUGCUUUCCGUUCUGGAUCAAUCAUCACUGAUAUGGAAGCAACAUUUAGAAACGUACCCCAAUCUGAUCAGAUAUCCGAAAGUAUUUUAAAUGCCAGCACCACUCUUAACAUCACCAGUGUAAACGUAACAAUCAGUCCUACUACAACUACAACCACAACCAGUCCUACUACAACUACAACCACACCCGGUCCUACUACAACUACAACCACGCCUGGUCCUACUACAACUACAACCACACCCGGUCCUACUACAACUACAACCACACCCGGUCCUACUACAACUACAACCACGCCCAGUCCUACUACAACUACAAACACACCCGGUCCUACUACAACUACAACCAGUCCUACUACAACUACAACCACGCCCGGUCCUACUACAACCACACCCGGUCCUACUACAACUACAACCACAACCAGUCCUACUACAACUACAACCACACCCAGUCCUACUACAACUACCACAACCAAUCCUAUUAUAACCACAACCACAGCCAGUCCUACUACAACAACCACAAUCAGUCCUACUACAACUACCACAAUCAGUCCUACUACAACAACCACCACAACCAGUCCUACUACAACAACCACAAUCAGUCCUACUACAACUACCACAACCAGUCCUACUACAACCACAACAACAACCAGUCCUACUACAACCACAACCAGUCCUACUACAACUACAACCACAACCAGUCCUACUACAACUACAACCAAACCAACCACAACUACAACUACAACCAAACCAACCACAACUACAACUACAACCAAACCAACCACCACACAAACAACAACAACGCCCACAACCACAACUACGACCACGACCACGACCACAACCACAGUACCAGCACGUCCUCAGCCAACAGUAGCCUUACAGGUUGUCAUUAUAGUGGUAUUUGUUCCAGCGCUUCAAGACCAACAAAGUCCAGAAUUUAAGAACCUAGCCACAAAGGUAGAGGGUGAGUUUGAUGUAGUCUACAAAACAAAGUAUGGGGAUCGUUUCAUCAGGACCAUCGUGCUUGCAUUCAUAGCUGUUGCCAAAACCCGGGCAGAACAAAAUGUACAGGCAGAUGUCAAGUUGGUGUUUAGUGAAACGUCAACUGAACCCAUCCCCAGCAGCACUGCCAUUGUGGAGACUCUGAAAGAAGCAGUUGCAGCUCCAAACUCAACCUUCAACCUUACUGUUGAUACCAACACUAUUAUUGUCGUUAAAUCACCGCAGACAAUUCCAGUGACAAUCCUGACUGAUGGAACCUUUGUGGCUGCUCUUUCAAAUAAAAGUUCACCUGAAUUUCAGAACAGGGCAGCAUUGAUAAAAACAGGGCUUGAACCUUUUUUCUUUGCUGAUUACCUUGGAUUAUUCAGUACCUUAACCAUAACAAGCUUCAGUGGUGCCAGUGUAACAACAAAGAGUAUUCCCACGAUCCGAAACUCCAUGGAUCUUACAUUUACAGCGGAGGCCGUUCUACCCAAUAGCACCCAGAUAGUGAACACUAUAGUUCGAGCAGCCAAAAACAACUCGUUAUCCUUCCAGAUCUUCACAUCUGAAAUUGUGAUAAAUGGUACAGCAUUUUCAUCAGCUGAAGUCAGCAGCAAGAUCAGUGUGUUGACCGCUUUAGUCCUGGUUGCUGUGUCACUUCUGGUCCCAUGGUUUGAUUGACCAUAACUACACAUCCCAACAUUACUGAUUCAGACAGGUCUGAAUGUCUCCUUUCACAUCUGCUCAAGUGAAGGACUCAUACAUAAAGCUACCGAUGCUACUUAAUGAGUAGUAAUGAACGUACUGUUUUACAUAACCCUAUUCUGAAAACUUCAAACUUGAGCUAUAAUGUAUUCCAUUUCAGUUCUGGAUCUGUAUGUUCCUACAUGUUUUUAUAGAUUUAGGUCAGAACCCAGCAUUGUGCACUUUUAUAAACAUUAUCACUGAUACUUCAGAAAUGGGAUAAUACAAGUUUCACAAUUACCUGCGAUUAUUUUUUAAGCAACACUUUUAACAUUUUUUUUUUUUUUUUUUUUGAUGUGAUCAUUCAAAUGUUUAAUGGACCAUUUCAUUUAAUUCUCAGUUUAAUCAAAUUGAUUGACCAUUAAAUCAGCCAUCCAUUUAGAUGAAAAUACUCUACAUAUUAAAAUUGAAGGAGGACAGAAACAUAACUACUAUGCAUUUUUAAAAUAAACAUGACUAUGUACUGACAGAGGGGAAAAAAAGGUUCAUUUAAAAAUGAUAUAUCUCUUUAUAAGGUUUCACACCCAGACAUUGAUCUCAUGUACACAUACUUGCAGCUCUUCUGAAAGCAAACAUAAGCCAUGUAAUGGAAAAACUGGGUCUCUUUUAUGCUGGCUGACUUUGAAGAGUCUGGAACGGGUUUUGAUGAGCAAAAGGAUGAAGUAUUUCAAUAAUUAUGAAACCUGUAAAACAACUUGGAAGAAUGAUAAAUAUCUACAGGAUGUGACAUCAGAAACGUCUGGUGGAAAAACACGGAUAAGAUGGUCUGAUAAUAUUACAUUACACAUAACACGGAAACCUGUACAAAACAAUAUUUUGCAGCACUUGUUAUUCCCCAUCUUCUAUGCACCCUUCUUAGUUCGUUAGCAGCAUAAUAUUUAACAGGCAUGUUUCAUGCAAAAUUAUGUGUAUCAUAUCAGUAUUUUCUAAAUUAUUUAUUCUAGAAAAAAAUAUCUAUCCAAUAUUUCUGAUGUUAAUUUAAUGCAAAAACAAAGGUCUUUUCUGUGAAUUCAUGAGAAAUGUAUUGAUUGUUAUAUUGUUCACACUGGAUGUGGUAAUUAUUUUUCUAUAACAGUUAUGUAUGUAGUAAUAUUUAUCACUAUUCUUAGGACAUGCUAAAUAAACUGUGGUGACACAACUAUGAUUAUGAUGGUGAUAAAUAAUAAUAAUAAAAAAGAUUAUUCUCA